UAUAAGAUUUCAUAGAAUUUCUGGUAUGCAAUCUGACUGGCGGAGUUAGAUAGUCCACUUGGAUGGUAUGUAUGAGCACUACUUGUCAAAUAUGGUGUUACAGUUUGCUUUAAUGUGAAAUAGCUGUGGAAUGAAUGCAUAUUUAUAUCUUUAAAUGUCUACAUAUCUGUUUCUAAAAAAUAACAUAUUUAUUUGUGUCUGGAACACAGUGAAUGUAAUUUUGUUCUUGUUCCAAAAAGUGCUUAUUCAGUAGGUUCAGACUGUUCCUGCGAGUUGCUAGACAGAAAAAAUAUGUUGCCUUAGUAACCUGGAGUAGUAGGAUGUCUGAGUUUAUGCUGAGUGAAAGUGCUGCACAGUAUAGCAGUACAUUAUAUGCCCAUACCCUCAAUGCUACCAGCAUUUCAUUUCACACACGUUGGGAGUGGAUUUAAUUUUACACACAUGAACUGUCCUGAUUACAUUUUACUGGAAAGAUCAAUGACUAACUGACUACUUUCUGCAAUGCACAUAAUGUGGCCUCCUCAAUUGGAAAUGCAUAUUUUGAAGAAUAUAUUGCAUAAAUUAUAUUGUUGUUAAUAUGCUGUAUUUCAAGUGUACAUUUUCUUGUCAAUGAAAAUGGGGCCUCUUGCCUCUCAAGUAAUUAGUAAACAAUAGUGAUCAUCUGAUCUCUAACUCGGUACUCUGAUCAUUUUUCCAAUAGUAUCUUCACAGACAUGCUUCUGAUUGUGUAAGUUGUGUGUUUUUUGCCUGUGUAAUGCAGAGGUAUUUGAAAGGUUGACUUCAAAGGACGUUAAUCAAGCCGCCUCAGUCAACAGUGAUGGGAGAUAAUGAUCAGUCUUGAAGAGACUAAGUUCCAUGCUGUGUCUGCUCUUAUGGCUGAAUCAGUUCCACUGUGCAAAUUAACAAAUCACUGUGAUUUUUUUUCUCCCUGUCUCUUGAGUUCUCUGUUGCAGGUUGGCUGGCUUGUUCUUUUUUUACUCUUACAAAUUUUUCUUUCCCCAAAUACCCUAAUCCACAUCCAAUACCAUUUUGUUGUCUCAAUCCCACAUCCUUUACAGAUUUUUUUAUAUUGAGGUGAGUUUGUUGUUUAUUGUUGAAGAGGGAGGUUUGAUUGUCACAGCAAAGAUGUAAGCUUCUGCACAUCUUAAAUUCACCUGCACAAAAUUUUUUGGUUUUCUUGAUUAGCACAGUCACAAGAAAUAAAAGUAGGAAAUAAUUAAUGCACUUUUCAGUUAUAAUUUUUUAAAAGAAUAGCCCUUGAUGCCUGGCUGAGGAAGUGAGGACUCUGAAAUUAGAGGGAAACGAAAAGGAGGUUUACAGAGGCUUCAAUAAAAAGGAGAUUUUGAAGCAAAAUAGAGAUUCAGGAAGAGUUCCAGAAUUUUGAAACAAUUGCAAUGGACUUUGUCACUAAUGAACUGAGAAGUAUGUAGCUGAAGAGUUGGAUGUGGUCCAUAGAUUUCCAAAAAAAAUUGGACACCUUUGGAGUUCAUUUUGCCAAGUAGUUUUAAAGUUGCCUCUGAUACUUUUAUUGUGGAAGACUUUUGCUGCACAAUUAGAAAUCUUCGCUUGAAUAGAAUUGAAAAUUACAGCAAACCUUCCAAGAGUUGAAGAUCUCAGGAGGAAAGUUUGUGUUCUGAACUAACCUGACAAAUCUUACCAAAUCAGUUAUCCAUCUGAUGGAGAUUGCCUCAACUGGCCAUGUUUAAGCUUAUGAAGAUGUGAAUCUCAGCUGCAUUCUUCCAUUCCACCACCUCAUCCUUCUUGGACUCUUUCCUGGAUUGCCUCUUUGGAAUCACCCCCACUUCGCUCUUCAUUAAUACCUAAACCCUGCCCCCACGAAGUGCUCUUGUUGACCCUUUGUAAAAUGAAAUCCUCCUCAGAAUUAGUGGUCAGCCUUACCAAUAUUUCCUGUGUUGCUGAUUCAUAUGUGUAUGUGUCUUUCCUUCUGCCUGUGUGAAACAUUUUCAUUUUCAGGGUGCUGGACUUGGUGUGGUUUCUGCUAGUGCUCGGUGUCAGUAGCAUUUCAGCAGAGUGACGGAUGCACAUUUAUUGAGACUGACUUCAGAUGUAGUCUGUUCUAAAUAUAGUAAAAUAAAUGAACUGGGAAAGUAUUUGCUCUUAAAUAUAGGGUGGUGGGUAGAACUCAUGGUAGUUUCUGAGAUGUGUUUGUGGCACCUUCUGAGAAACAGCUGUAAUUACAGUUUGGCCUGACUAAAUAAUUAAUCAGCAGUAGAACAUGAUAGUUAUUAAUCCCAAGAGCACUGUUCAAUCUGUUUCAGUAGAGAUACUGUGCAUUCCUCAACCACCCUCCCACUUCUUUACUCUCCACCCAGCUCCUCCUUGCUUCUUGAAUACCCUCUUACAAUCUCCAUUGCACUUUUUCUUUUUUUUAGAAAAAGAAGCAAUUUGGUUCCCUUCUAAAUUUGGCCUUUUUCCUUCUCAUUUGGCGCACUUAGCUGGAGCGGGGAGGGUAGAAAGGAACUGAAGUCUCGUGCUGGUUGGUUUGAAGCCAGCUGCCUUAACAAGAGAGUCGUUUUGUUGUGCAGUAGGAACGAAAGUGUGCAGAUUUUUGGCAGAGAUGGAGGGGAGGAAAUCUGCUGACCAUAACAAUAGGAGGCGUAACAUAAAGUUUCCUUUUAAUUGCCUUUCACAUUCUCUUCUGUGGCUAUAUGUGUUCAUUUUUUUUGAAAUUCACUAGAGUUUGGAUCAAGCUAUUGGCCGCUUAUUCUGGAAUCUCAUCACAUUCUCUUUUUCAGAGAAGUGUGACCCAACCAUAUUUUGCCAUGAGUGGACUUCUGAAACGAAAGUUUGAAGAAGUGGAGGGUGAUCCUUGUUACUCCUCGUCAUCUCCUUCAUCAGCCUCCAACUCGCCCUCUUCUUCAUCUUCCUCCACAACUUCUUGCUCUUUGUCCUCCUGGGACUCUGAUGAUGACAGCUGUUGUGAUGAAACGUGGACAUCUAGACAUGCUACAGCUUUCCCUUCAACGCCUUUUACCCCUAUGCCCAUCCUGAAGAAAGCUAAACGCACAAGAAAGAACCAUGUCCAGUUUGAUCGUGUCGUCGUGUUUUAUUUUGCACGGUGUCAGGGGUUCACCAGUGUUCCAAGCCAAGGUGGCUGCACCCUGGGCAUGGCCAGCAAGCACAGCUCGUGCCGGCAGUACACGUUGGCAGAGUUUGCCAAAGAACAGGAGCAAGUUCGCUCCGAGAAAAUCAAGGAACUCUUGAAAGAACAGAAGCUGAAUUCACUAAAGCUACAGUUGACUAAGAAUGGUACCGCUGACUCUGAAGAGGCUGACCGGCUCACCGUUGACGACAUUUCGGAUGAUGAUAUCGAUGUUGGCGAGGUGGAGCUCGACAGUAGCUUCUUUCCACAGCCGUACCCAGCCAAGAAACGGCAUUCAAUGCUAAAAGCAGCUGGAGUAAAGAAGAUUGACCGUGAGGAAAAGCGGGAGUUGAAUGCAAUCAGGAUGUCACGUGAGGACUGUGGUUGUGACUGCAAGGGCUUCUGUGAGCCAGAGGCUUGCAGCUGUAGCCUGGCUGGAAUUAAGUGCCAAAUGGAUCGUAUGUCCUUUCCCUGUGGAUGUACGAAGGAUGGUUGUGGUAAUACCAUGGGCAGGAUAGAGUUCAACUCUGCUAGAGUACAGACGCACUUCAUCCAUACCAUCAUGAAGCUGGACUUGGAGACACGGCAAGUAGACAGUGUGAAUAAGAAUGGAGAGUUGGAGACGCCACUCUUGGAGAACUCACAACAUUGUGGUUACUCAGCAGACAAAAACAUGUUUCAAGACAGAAGUGCCUCUGUAACACCAGCCUUUCAGUACAGUGAGGAGUCUGAUGACAGCGAGGAAAACAGCUGUAGCAGUGACAUGACAGACUCCACUUCAUCGAGUUACAGUGAGGAGGCAGAUGAGGGAGCUGAUGACCACUUCUUGGAUAAUGGACCGCAGUCUCGUCAGACUGCGGGCAUAGAUGAUGAUGGCCUAGCUCGGAUACUUCACUUUAAUGAUUCUGACAAUGAGUGUGGUAAUGAUACCGACAACCGGGAUGGAUUUCCUUACUUCAGCCCUUCUGAUUUUUUCUGCGAGACUGGUGAUCAACACAGUGGCAUGGGAAGCUCAAAGUUCAGUGCUGAGUUUUACACUAAUCACUUGUCCAGUUUGGAUGAGAAUGCCAAUCAAGAGGGGAGUUUCCCCUUGGGUGAUACAGCUCCAAUGCAAGGCAACAACCAAGCAUGUCCUGCUUCUCACUGCCCAGAACAGAGCUCAAAAAGCUAUACUGACCUCAGCUUAUCAACUGACUCUUUUGAGUUUUUCCAGUCAUUCUCAGAAUUCAACUACGGAUCAUUUCACAACUCUCAGAAAGACUAUGAAAGUAUAGAUAAUUGUCCAACACUCCAAUUUCAGUUUCCUGGGUUUCCUAGUUUCUCCCAAGCUACUGACUCUGGUAGUUGUUUCCUAGAGUCUCUUAUUGGUUUAACAGAGCCAAUCACAGCAGACUCGUUCCCAGAGCCUCCCACACCUUUCCCUGACAGUCAACAUCUUGAAGAAGCCAUCAAAACCUCCAUCAUGGAAACUGUGAAGGUUUGACUUUGGGUUAUUGAAACGACUGGUUCCAAGAUCCUUCAAUUCUUCUAGAAGUAUAAAAGAUACCUUAAUGAAAUAACUGAUGUAUUUUUGGGGGACGGGGUGGUAACUCAAUUGAUUAAAAUGUCAGGGAAUUUUUCUCCACUAAUUAGCCCUCAAUUAUAUUCACCUCAGAAUCUGUGAGACCACAAAUGGCAAAAAAAAAAUCAUCUUGGACAAUGGGAGAGAGACUCCUGACCAUCAGGUGAUGUUUUUUUUUUGAGAAAACUAGAUAUUGUUGAAACCAGAAAGGUAUUUGGCUGUUCUAAUAAUGAUUCAUCAAUGCCAAGUAUCUGUGGUACUUUAGUGAGGAGUGAGGCAGGUAGCAAUUAAAGCAAAAAUGGAAGAAGUUUGCUUGUUUGGCUUCUUUAUCAAUGGAUAUCUGACAGAUAAAAUGAUUCGGCCAAUGAUAACUUGAUGUCUUUGUGACCAGCCCUGUUCAAAGUGUCACCAUUGUGAUAAUCACCAUUCCUGAACUAUGUGCCAUCUUCUGUUACUUCUGCAUCCCACUUUCAAUUCUGAAGUCAGUAGCCCAUUCUAGACAUCGGUUCCAUGUUGCUGCUUGAUCUUUUUAAUCUCAUUCCAAUACUUAUUUCAUGAAAUUAUGUUUUAGCUAGACAAGCCUGGCACACAAUUGUUCUCUCCAGUGAAGGUACUGGCAUUGAAAGUGGAUGCCUUGGCUGAUUUCAUACCAGCCACUAUAUCUGAAGCCCAGAGAAGCAGCUUAGUGGCUACCCGUAUCGUGGCUGAGAUUAAUUAAAACAGACUUAAACUUUGUUAUUUCCAGUGUGACUGGUUUAGCAACAAUAUAUUGAUACACUAUCCUGUUGGGAGCCCCCAUCGUACUAUUUACACAUAUAGGUUGAAGCAUAUGAAUUGGUUCACACCUGCUUUAGUGGGUGGGGUAGAAAAAGUUUUCUAAGUGGAAAAAGUAUUCCCUUUAGCUCAUGGUGAGAGCUGUAACAGAGCACCACAGCAGUACAGAUUGAGGCGAUUUCAGUGACACAAUUUGCAUUUAUAUAGUGCCUUCAACAUUGAAAACAUCUUGGGUAUUUCACAGGUGCAUUAUCAGGUGAAAUUUGACAGAUUGAGAAAAAUUAAUCAGAUAACUACAUCUUGGCGAAAAAGCUUGUGUGUGAUUUUUAAGCUCUAAACUGGUGAAAGGGUUGCAGAAUUAAGGAGGAAAUUAAUCGGGUAGAUGAGCUGGCAUGGUUGGAAAUGAACUAAGAAAUUCAUGGUUCACUACAGUACUAGUAGAGGAUACACUAGUGCAAGGUCAAAGCAGAUUCUGAUUUCCCUUCAGGGCUAUAAUUCCCAACCUUACACGUUUGAACCCAGAUUGUAAAAGGUAAAGACUGCAAUUUGACUUCAAGAUGGUUAGAGGCCAUUACCAAAAAAAUAGGGUUGGCAACUUCUCGCCCUUAAUCAAACAGUGCUGGUUGCAUCAAGUGCUGAGAGCACUGAUACUGUGCCAACCUUCCAAUGUAUUGUUUUAGACAACUUCUCUUUGUCCAGCAGUCUGUUGGCUGCUCAUUUCCUGUCUCAUUCACUGGAUCAAUAGAACAUGGAAAUUUUAAAAAAUAAAAAUUUUAUAAUUACUGGAUUCUUUUCGUGUUUCACGAUGGAAUAGGAUUGGCCCUCCGCAUUCUCAGACAAGAAGAGACCAGCAGACAAUAAAUUUGUAUAUUUUAGAUCAAGCACUCUAAAACAGAAAAUGCUGAAAGUGCACUGGAGAUCUAUUGGUAUGAAUGUUAAAUGUAAGCCUUCAAUGAAGGAUUUCACAAUUUAACAAUCACUUUAACAAUGCUGUUUUGCAUUUUUUUUUAGCAUUUUGUGUUUUUUUUAAAGGUGGGAUUUCUAAUAUUCACAGCCUCUAAGACACUUUGAAUAAUAAAGGGUUAAUUCACAAAUGAACUGACUUACUAUGCAAAGUUUUAACUACAGCUGAGCCCAACAAAUCAUGAUUUGUAAGUACAAAGUACAUUGAUAAAGCCAACCUGAGACAAGGUAUUAACAGGAGGUUAAUGAGUAACUUUUUUGUAAUACUGUACCUAGAGUAUUACAUGUGCAGUUUUUAUUUAUUUUGUACUUCUGUAUUUAUUUAUUUUUGUACAUGCAGUACUGCAAGAAGCACUGUGGUUUAAUAAUGAAACAAUGGAAGUGCAAUACAGCCUUUCCGUAGCACUGAUCCCUCUGAUCACACACUGUUAUAAUUGCUAAGUGUUUGCUUGAGCAACACUGUCACUAGUCUGAGCCCCACAAUGCAAAGGAGAACAAAACAGCAUAUCCAGCUGCCUGUUGUAAUUGUCACCAUGCACUCCACCCCCAAACACCUUUAACUUCAUCACCUGAAAAUGGUCCUGCAGCCACCAGGAUUGUUGAAGAAGAAAUCACCAAUCUUCUUUCUAACGUUUUCUACAGCCCUGUGAUGUCCACACACAAGCUAAAUUCAUAAAAGCAAAACUGUUGAUGCUGCUUGAGUGCCAUCUGAUGCAAAUAUUUCCUACCAAAUCCUAGUGACAGUAUUGCUCCAGCCUGAGUUUGUGGCUUUUCUCCAAGAUCUCCACAAAAGAUUUGAGAAGUACCUUCUGGUAGGAAAUAAUAUUUUUAAAGAAAAAAAUGUGGAUUGCAUUCAAACAUUUAAUGUUUUUGGGCUGUAUUUUUGGCUUGAAGUUUGUAGCUCUAAAGGUGCUAGCGAUUUAAAAUCUUGCGUUAUUUAAAAAAAAUCUGCGAAGUAGCUAAUUUUUUGUUAAGCUUUACAGUAUAUAAUUUAUUGAAAUUCUGUGAGGAAGUGGCAUACAUGGGUUCAGCCCUGUGCAACUAUGCAGAGGAACUAUAAAUGUUUUAUUAGCAGAGGGGCAAAUUAGAAUAUUAACAAUAAGAGCCAAAAGUUGGAAUAACCAAACUGGCAAUUUUUUUAAAAAAUUAAAUUAAUGUUAUUGACUUAUAUUUCCAAAGAGCUCUCCUGAUGAUUUUUAAAUGUCUAUUUUUUUCCUUUUUUUUCUAUGCUCCAUCUCCCUGGUAUUUUGCACUAGUCAGUUUUAGAAAAUAACUGGUGUGUGCAAUAGCCCUUCUCUCAAGUUUUGAAAGUGACAGGAGUUAAUUUUUACAUGAGGGACAACAAUUGGCACGUUCCCAGUGCUUUAUGAAUACCCACAAAGUCACCCUGUGUUCUUUUGCAAGCAAGGUAGCAGGAAUAAAUUCAAUAGCGUUAAACACAAAACAUGUGUCAUUUCUACCUUACUUCAAUUAAAAUCAGUAAUGUUAAUAAUACUUCAGGUUUCUUUCCUUUUUGUUUCUCUUAGUUUUACUUUGUUAUAUAUAAAAAAAAUAAACUUGCAUUGUCAACUUAAAAGUUCACAAAUAUCCCCUUUAAAGAGAUGAUGAUGAGGAAAAGAGAGAAAUAGACCCAGGGAAUAAAUCUCUGCAUUGAGUACUGUCCUAGUAGCUCUACUAGCCAAGUCACCAACAGCACAAGCUUAUCUUUGUGAAUGAAAGUGGCUAAACAUUGAGCAGAUUCAAUCUUUGAAUUAUAUGUAUAUUCAAAUUUGAAGUUGCAAACUUAAGACUUGAAAAGCUAAUUUAAAAAGGUUGUCGGUGAGUUGGAAUCAUCUGAACAUUUCUGUAAAGUAUUUGCAUCCAAGUUAAAUUUCACUUAAUGUUGCUUUGAGCUUGUUACGAUAAAUUUUUCAUUUAUCCCUUUUCCGUUGUCAUUUCAGUUCAUCUAGGAGAAGGGAGUUUUUUUUUGUAAUGUGGGAAAAGGGCUUUGUGGCCAAUUCAAAACUUAUUUUCCUCUUCCGUGCCCCCCCACCAGUGAAGUUUCUCUGCAUAAGAAUUCUGGACCACGCAACAUGCAGCUGUACUGUCCUUUCAAAAUAUAUAUAUAUAUAUUUAUUUUUGUUUCCCUUUUCAGUUGCAUGUGUCUAACAAAUUCAUUUCCUUUUUCAAAGGCACUAGAAGUCUGUAAAUACGUUAAAUGUCACUCCAUUGUAUGAUUCAUUUUUUGCUUGUUUGUACAUAGAAAAAUAUGAAAAUUGGUAUUUAUUACAAGACUGAGAUAAUGUUAUGUAUUGAUUUGAUUUGUCUGUACAUCUCCCAUUUGCCUUCGAUAUGUAAAUUAUAUAUUAGACUUCAAUAAUUUUGCAGAAUGGUACAAUGAUUAUUUUUAAAUGAACACAUGCAUUUAGCUUAAUCUGUAAAAUAUGUUGUUGAAUUCCAUGCUAUUCGUCCAAGCCGUUUGAAGCCAUUUUCAUCAUACUUUUAAAUAAUAAAAGAAUUAUAUA
Mobula hypostoma (lesser devil ray) is the source of this 8905-nucleotide messenger RNA. It is a transcript of the gene csrnp1b, whose product is annotated as cysteine-serine-rich nuclear protein 1b. The transcript has 5 exons. The record is from RefSeq and is a predicted model, not a curated record. Gene Ontology annotation, molecular function: DNA-binding transcription factor activity, RNA polymerase II-specific; sequence-specific DNA binding. Gene Ontology annotation, cellular component: nucleus. NCBI's taxonomy places the organism in Eukaryota, Metazoa, Chordata, Chondrichthyes, Myliobatiformes, Myliobatidae. Bases 2670 to 4586 code for a protein of 638 amino acids. Gene Ontology annotation, biological process: regulation of transcription by RNA polymerase II.